AUGUAUCGACACUAUAACUCUUGGCAUAGCCAACUGGACAACACUAAUUCGUUGACAUUUUCGGUAGAAAGCGUAAAAUUAGCGUAUUUUUGUGUUGCGAUUAAUUAACGCGCUGUAUGACUAUUGUUAAUUAGGUAGUGCUAUGUGUAUGGAGUGUCGAGUAUAGAGAUUGUGCGCUAUUUAUUUGUGAUACAUAAUUAUAUGUGCUGACAUUAUGGCAUUCACUGCGGAAGAUGUUGCGAGACGCUAUCCAAUUCACUGGUUAGUGUGGAACAAUGAGUUUGAAGAGCUAAAGUCGCUAUUGGCCGCUAAUAAGAUAACACAAGAGGAGCUAGAAUCCAAAGACUGCAGGGGGCGAACUCCCCUGCUACUAGCGGUGACACUAGGUCAUCUAGAAACGACGAAGGUGCUUAUUGAGGCGGGUGCUGAUGUUAACUGCGAAAAGGAUGGGUGGACUGCGGUACAAGAAGCCACAGCGACGGGCAACGCGGAGCUCCUCUCACUGGUGCUGUCGCGGAGAGACUACCAGCGUCACGUGCUGCGCUCGGGGGGCAUCCCCGACCUGCUGCGCCGGCUCAGCCUCGCGCCAGACUUCUAUGUGGAGAUGAAGUGGGAGUUCACUAGCUGGGUGCCACUAGUAUCCCGGAUGUGUCCGUUCGACACUUACAAGGUGUACAAGCGAGGAGGCAAUGUACGCGUGGACACGACGCUCGUCGGCUUCGACAACAACCGAUGGCAGAGGGGCGAUAGGACGUAUAUAUUUAGGGGACAGGGUCGCACAGCAAGCCUAAUGGAGCUAGACCACGAGUUGGGCACCUCCUGGUGUGAAUACCUGGAGCCCAUGUCGGGAGACAGGGAGUGGCCCGCGCCGCCUCAACACGCGAUAGAACAACGCCUCGCAUCGCCACUCGCUAUCAACUAUUUGGACACCGAUAAGAUUAGUUUUGAAAGAAAUAAGAGCGGCAUCUGGGGCUGGCGCCAGGACAAGUCUGAGCAGGUGAACGGCUACGAGUGCAAGGUGUUCGGCGCCAACAACGUGGAGCUCGUGUCCAAGACUCGCUCCGAGCACCUCCCGCGCGGCGCACCCAGGGCACCCGCGCGAGCCCCGCUCGCUGGCCUGCUCGCGCUGGCCGAUACUGAGCUGCCUGCCGCCACCACGCCGCUGUCUGAUAAGCCCGAAGAAGACGAGUCACCCAGUCCCCGGAACAGCAGAUCCCGGGACGACUUAACCUACAUCCCGGUGACGUGGCAGGAGUACUUCUCGGACGAAGAGCUGGACCGGGACAUCGGACGGCCGCGGGACGUCAGCACUAAGGUGCAGAAGUUCAGAGCUACGCUGUGGCUGUGCGAGGACUAUCCGCUAGAGUUACAAGAACAAAUAAUGCCGAUCCUAGACCUAAUGGCGGCGAUAUCAUCGCCACACUUCGCCAAGUUAAAGGACUUCGUUCAAAUGCAGCUGCCCGCUGGUUUCCCUGUCAAAAUUGAAAUCCCCCUCUUCCACGUACUAAACGCGCGGAUAACAUUCGGUAACAUAUUCGCAACCGAAUGUCCAGUCCCAUACAUCGAGUGCAUACAAGAGGGUGAUCGACUGUCCUGUGUGGUGGACGACCAGUGCUUCGCCAUCGGCCGGGGCUAUAGAGACGCGGCCGGUCCUGAUGAUAGACUGUCUUGUGGGGUGGACGAUGAAGAGGGACUGUUACAGUAUGCUAUACAGCAGAGCCUCAUGGAGACUGGGACUCAGGAUGAUCAGGUGGACGUUUGGGAAGCACUGCGAGGUGCCCGGCCCGUGUCGCCAGCUCCCCCGCGACUGCGUAGCGACGAUACACAUCUACUCGCACACGAGGAACGACAACUGCAGAGGGCGAUCGAAGCCUCCCUCGCCGCCGCGUCCCUCGACCGCGCGGAGCCGCGGCCCGCUAGCCCCGACCGCGCGGACUCGCGGCCCGACAGCGCGGACAGCGCGGACGAGGAACUCCGAGCCGCAUUGGCGGCAUCAGCUCAGGAACAAGCCAACAUGGAGCGGCAACUGCAAGCUGAGCAGAGGGCGUUGGAUGAGGCGCUGAGAUUGUCGUUACUGGAUAAGUGACCUAAUGUUAUGAUCUCAGUUCCACAAUCGUAUGUAUGAAGCGUCCAACCAAAAUAAGACUUACGCCUAAUGUACUUCUAGUAAGUAGCUAAAAUUUAUAUUAACUGCCGGGUCUUUGUAACACAUGCUUUUGCCCAUAGGACAUUAUAGAAAAGGCAUCUAUUAUUUUACUGUAUAAAAAAAUACAGUAAAACGUUUUUGUAUAAAACAAAAUUAGUGUUGUUCAGACAAUUUUUCUUUUCGAUAUCGAUAAAAAUUAUCGAUCACUGAGCUCUAAUUAUAUCGAUAUAGCGUCCAAAGUUAGUGUUGCUAUUAUGGACAAGACACUUAAAGCAAACUGGCGACUGAACUAAUAGAAUAAUUUCGGAUAUAAAUAAUUCAAAUAUUUUUUUGUAUGUAGUACCCAAAUGGCAUGUGCAGUAACAAUAUUAUUACAGCAAACUUAUAAUUUACAUAUAAUAUAAUUGAAAUCGCUAGUUUGUGGAACAAAGAUCCGACUUACGGUAAAUUGCACCAUUUAACUAUAACGAUAACCGAACCAUUUUCAGUUCUCGGCUGGUUAUAGUUUUGUUAUCGUUAUAGUUAAAUUUUGUAACUCACACUUAGAUUUUUGACUGUAGAAUAUUUAUUCAUCGUUAUGUAAUAAUUAUUAUAGUCAUGUACGUUAUUAUUUACACUAAGUAUGUUAUUAAUAAUAAUGUACAUUUGUAUUUAGUACCGCUACACGAGUGAGAUAUAAUUGUAAAUUAAUGAUUCAAUUAUUUUAAUGGAAUUGUUCUGAUAGGUACAUAUUUCAGAAAGUAUUGAUGUUUUUACCUUAAUUUUCAAUGAAAUCGUUUAAAAAAAUAUUGGUUAACCAACAAAAAUCUAAAAUAUAUUUGACGUCUUACAUCACAAUAUUUAUUUGUUUUAAAUUAUGCUUGAGUUUUACAUAUUUAAUUAAUUUCCAAAAUUCAUUUUAUACCUAUUACAAUUUACUUCAAAACAAAAUAAGGUUCUACUUUAUAAAAUUACAUAAAUUUUGCCUGGUUUUCGUUACAAAUAAGUAAAAAAGAUGAGCACUAAGCUAUGGGUAUACAGGGACUUAAUUCUGUUACUUUUGCCCCAGACAAAAGAAUUGGCAGUGGUCACAACCUGAUUAGGAUUGUCACAAACUGACCAGAGCAGUCACAAUUCCAAAACCCAGCUUUUCAAAAAAGGUAGAACUUUAUAUUCGAUGAAAUUAAACAAGUAUUUGUACUGUCUCAAUUAUUAUGAUUACUCUUUACUAUAAGUUAGUUCUAGACUUGGCAUUAGUGCCUAGGAUUAGUGUCCAGUGCAAUAAUUAUUUAAUAUUUUAAUGUUUAUACUUUACACUUGAUUCCUAUAUACCUGCGUCCCUGCAGUUAGACGAAAUAUGACCUUAAUGUGAUUGUAAUAAGGUCGAUAGUUGAUAAAUAAGUUCACAAUUCUGAAUAUAUAGAUUUUGGGUGUGAAUAGCGUAAUUAGAAUCAAAUGUAUAUUCUCUUUAACAUAUUCUAUUAUAUGAGGUUUUGUGAUAUGAAUACGUUAUUUAUACUAAUUAUAGACUCUUGACUGCCAAGCAAUAAUCGUUCUUCUUGGAUACAUUCUUGAGAAUUUAGAGUUGAUAUUUCCUUGGCAGUUUUUACAGACGGACUGUUUAUGGUACAUAAACUGACAAGAUUUACUUGGUUAGCAAAUAGCAUUUGUUAAACUAUACACACUCAAAUACAUAUAUUUAUUUUUUGUAGAUGAAACAGUGAGUAGCAAUUAUUUUCUGAAUAAUAAUGUUUUAUCACAAGGUGCCUAGUAAAUACCAACUCUAAUGUCAUCAUCACAAAUAUAACCUAUAGUUAUUCUCAUUUUAACAAUAGGAAACAUUGUAAGAAUGUAACGGGUAAUAUUUGAACGUAAACAUGUCUUUAGAAUGAUGUCACAAAGAUCAUCAAAUCAAUCGGAUCAAAAUCGGCGCAAUCGCAAUAGUUGGCAAUAGCGCCAUCUAUCGCGUGUGACAAGUACUAAAUGUAGUGUAGUGAUACAGUCUUAUUUGUGACGUCUUACGCUUAAAUAUUACCCUUUAAUUCCUUUUACGAAGGACCGUAUUACGACACGAUAUCCAGAUUGGAGGAUGCUGUACUCAAAAAUCGUCUUAAUAAAGCUAGGACAGAUGACCUGACUUCGUCUCAUAAUACGGUUCCUAAAUAAACUUCGGUUUUCUACCAUCAUGACGUAGGUGUACCUAGUAGGCCACUGUAAUGGCAUAAUGUUGUAUACUUGGCGCUACUUCGCAGCUGUGAUUUUUAUAUUUAAUAAUGUAUUGAAUAUUUUGUAUGGUAGUCCAAAGAUUGUGCUGUAGACUAAAUUUCGCGUUGAACACUAAGGCAAGUAAUACACUAUUGCUAGUUUUGCGAAUAGUGUGAAUACAGCCUUAGUGUCAAAAGCUAUUUAAUUCGAUUCGAUCUCAUGUAGUAUUAUUAGAUCAAAAGGCAUAAUAAAGUAUUAUUGCAGUAAACUUACAGAUAGGACAGUAUUUGUAACACUGCCAUCUGUUGUGUGUAUUCGGAACUAUUUAGUCACAACUUGUUAUAGCGCCAUCUCUUGGUGGGUAGAUGAAACAAACUAAUGUCCAUGGAGUUAGUGAUGCUUAGAUUUUGUAAUAAGUGUGUGUACAAAAUAUUUAAUACAUGUCCACACGUAUUUAUAUGACUAUAUUAUACAUAUUGUACAAAGCUAUUUCAAUUCUAUACUUUCCGAUCCCAGUUAAACAUUGUACAUGUACAACCCUGUCGAAAUGUGUAAUAUAAUGUGUUAUUAUACCUAAUUAUAUUUUAUGUAUAUUGAUUUUUAAA
This is a messenger RNA of Helicoverpa armigera (cotton bollworm), 4935 nucleotides long. RefSeq names its product ankyrin repeat domain-containing protein 13D. The record is from RefSeq and is a predicted model, not a curated record. Gene Ontology annotation, cellular component: cytoplasm. Bases 215 to 2086 code for a protein of 623 amino acids. Lineage: Eukaryota; Metazoa; Arthropoda; Insecta; Lepidoptera; Noctuidae. The transcript has 12 exons. Gene Ontology annotation, molecular function: protein binding.